Messenger RNA from Notolabrus celidotus (New Zealand spotty), 3197 nucleotides. RefSeq names its product Rho GDP dissociation inhibitor (GDI) gamma (gene arhgdig). The transcript has 6 exons. Gene Ontology annotation, cellular component: membrane; cytoplasm; cytosol. Bases 476 to 1147 code for a protein of 223 amino acids. The record is from RefSeq and is a predicted model, not a curated record. Gene Ontology annotation, biological process: Rho protein signal transduction. Lineage: Eukaryota; Metazoa; Chordata; Actinopteri; Labriformes; Labridae. Gene Ontology annotation, molecular function: protein binding; Rho GDP-dissociation inhibitor activity.
CUGCUAGCUUUCAGCAUCCUGAGCCGGCUGUUAGCUCUGCUGCUGAAAAAGAGGAGAAGAGAGGCUGCUCUCUCUCUCUCUCUCUCCCUCUCUCUCUCUCUCUCUCUCUCUCUCUCUCUCUCUCUCUCUCUCCCUCUCUCUCUCUCUCACUCACUCACACACAUCCCCAUCCUCUCCACACCCACACCCAAGGAUACCCUCCCUGCUUCUCUCUCUCUCUCUCUCACGCCACCACGUUUCUCCUCCUCUUCCCCUUCAACCCCUCCAACUACACCUUUUUUCUACAUUUCUUCCAGGGAGGAGACGCUCAUUUCCUCUCUCUCUCUUUCUUUCUUUCACCCUGAAGACUUUAGUUGCGGUGUUUCUCCCGCUCUGACACUUUGUUGCUACCUGUGGAGGUUCCCCCCUCCUCCUCUGGUUCUCUCUGGUUCUUCUGCCAGCCGUUGCACUGAGCGCAGCCCUGCAGAGAGGCACCAUGCUGGGAUUGGACGUGUGUGAGUUCGGGGGUCAGGUGCUGGAGGUGCUGUGGCUGACAAUGUGCUACAGAGGUGUGCUGGCUGACAAGAAGGAUUUGGCCAUUGAGGAGGAAGAGGGUGACAGAAACCUGAACUACAACCCUCCUGCCCAGAAGUCUUUGGAGGAGAUCCAGGAACUGGACAAAGAUGAUCAGAGUCUGGUCAAGUACAAGCAGACCCUGCUGGGGACGGUACCCAUUACAACAGACCUCACUGUGCCUAACGUCCAGGUGACCAGACUAACCCUGCUGUGCGACUCGGCUCCUGGACCACUCACCAUGGAUCUGACAGGAAACCUGAACGCUCUGAAGGAGAAGACCUUGGUCUUAAAGGAAGGAGUGACAUACAGACUAAAGAUAGACUUCAAGGUGAACAGAGAAAUCGUGUCCGGCUUGAGGUACCAUCAUGUGACCAGCAGAAAAGGACUAAUCCUCGACAAAGUGUCACAGAUGGUGGGAAGUUACGGUCCGAAGGUGGAGGAGUGCGAGUUUGUGAGCGCGGCUGAAGAGGCCCCAUUAGGCCUGAUGUCCCGAGGCCACUAUCAGGUCAAGUCCUGCUUCACCGAUGAUGACAAGAUUGUCUACUUGGCGUGGGAUUGGAGUUUUGACAUCAAGAAGGACUGGGAUCAAUGAAGGAAGGGAGAUGUUUCUAUCCUUCCCUUCACCUCUGUCCUCUCCUUUCCCUUUUUUAUCCCGUGCCUCCAAAAUCCAUCCUGAGAGGCUGAGGCUCUUUUCCUCCUUCUCCUCUUCUUCCUCUUUAUUUUCUCUCCUACAUGUUUUUUCUCCUUGUCUGUUUAAUCCGAAGCCAUGAGAGGAUUUGAGAGAAAACAGUCCCCCUCUUUUUCUGCCUUCUGUUUUCUACAUCUACAUCACAUUAUGAGGCUUUGGGGAUCAUAAGACUUCCUCUCUGUUGGCUUAUUUUCUCCGUAAACAGGGGAUGAAAGGAAGCCGGUGUGAGGCACAAAGAGAAAUUCAGGAAAUGCAUCGGAUAGUUUCAAAAUGUAGUUCUUGCCAAGCUGACUUUUCCAGAUAAGAGAUGAUAUGUGUAGAAGUAGAGUCAGUAAGGAUUAUUAAGUCAUGCAGAAACAUUUAAAAUCAUGGAGCAAAAUUUACAGUUUUAGCUACUAAACCUGAGAGAGGUGCCAAAUUACCAAAUGAAAGAGAAACAGGGCUGAAGCUGCAGCCCAUCAUUGAACUCUUAAAAUCCAUGACAGUGUUAAACUUCCUGAUUUAAUCUCCAAUGCACUAUGGGAGAUUGAGUUCCAAAACUUGAUGCAUUAUUACCUGAUGAAGGUGAAACUCCAGAAGAGAAAAGCACACGCCUUAGAGUGGGAGACAUUUAUAUUUUCAUCUCUCUUUUUAGAGACACUUUUUCCCAGUUUGUUGAAGUCAUAGUUUGGACGUCACUCAUUGAUUUCUAAAACCCAAUAACGUCCAAACGCCAUAUUGGAAAUGUUAAGACAAAGAGGAUGAGUUGAGGUGGAUCAAACAGCUACGAUGUUCCCACCUGUCACUCAAGUAAGCCACGCCCCCAAUUUUGCCCAAUUAUUAAAAACUCAAAACCUUUCUAUCUUCAAAAAGAUUGGGUUAUAAAAAAGAUUUAGUGUGGACAAAUUACAGUGAAGAGGUAUUUAGAACCCAGACUGCAUUAUAACACAGGCGUUAAUGGGGUCUCCUUGAUGUUUGGAGCCAGCCUCUAGUGGACACAGGAGGAACUGCAGCUCGGUUGAAGACAGAAAUGAUACUGUAUGUGUCCGGUAGUUCAUUCUAGUUUUCUUGUUUUAGGAUUUAAUGUUACUUUAUUAAUGACAGAUUGUAUAUCAUGUUAUAUUUACUUUCAUAAACUUACUUUGGUGAUUCUGCGUUCAACAAACCGCGCACAACUUUUGAAAAACAAAAACAGUACAUGGAGUGAAGGAAGAGGAGAUUGUUUUUAUUAAAGCUACCUUACAGUGAUCAUUUUCCUGUGACAGGAACUAUCAGCUCUUGUCACCUCUUAAAGGUCUUUGAGUUUAGCUUCAUCAGAUUAAAUCGUUUGAAUAUUUCCGUUUUUUACCGUCUUUGUGACGAAGCAGACCAACGACAGACUGUAACUGAACUGUGCAUAUUGUAGAAAGAGAUGCAUGUACGUCCUUUGGGAUUUGAUAUUUAGUAAAAAUUGAAAGAAUCCCUUUCUAAAGCUCUCGUAUACCAAGGACACAAGAUGUGAAUACAACUCAGCUCUGAAGACGGAUAAGAGAAGGAGGACUGUCUCAGAGGUUUAUUAAGGGAUGAAGUAAUUACCCUCAGAAAAUAAAAAGAUCUGUCAUUAUGUAUUAAGUCUUUGGAUAUGAUAUUGUCAUUGUUGCUGAGCAUACUGAACAUUGAACCCAUUUGAACUCGUUGUGAUCUAAGACUAACUGUACAUGUAGGCUUGUUUGGGUGUUGCAUGGUUAAGCAAGAUGCUCUCUUCCUUUUUUACGACUUUAUUGUAAAAUUCAGUGUGGUUAAAAUAAAAAAAAGAUACUAACGCAAUAUCCAGAUGUCAAUAGUUGCCAUAUACUGAAGGUACAGUGAUUACAGGGAUGUUUUUAAAGGAGCAGACAGCUGGGAACAUUCGUCUGUAACGAUGGAGAGCUGAAUCCUCCAAUGUUUGUGUCCAAUCUAAUAUCCUGUAUCUUUUAAUAAAGGCACUUCAAACAAC